Argentina anserina (silverweed cinquefoil) is the source of this 920-nucleotide messenger RNA. RefSeq lists its product as uncharacterized. The coding region runs from base 118 to 738 and encodes 206 amino acids. The record is from RefSeq and is a predicted model, not a curated record. The transcript is spliced from 2 exons. Lineage: Eukaryota; Viridiplantae; Streptophyta; Magnoliopsida; Rosales; Rosaceae.
AAAAAGCCGAAAAUGAGGUCAGCUUGUACCUGAUCCCCCAGGCAGUUUUCUCUUCACAUUUCUUGACUAGUCUUAAUCUAGAGAAAGUGAGAAUCAAUUUAAGUUCUAGAGUUAGUGAUGAUGAUCCUAUUACCCUGCCAUCAAUGCAUGUCGCUCAAAGAGAUUGAUUUCGAAGACGAAAUUGAUGUCUUGCUUUCGGGCUGCCCUCGUCUGGAGGACUUGGAAUUGAAUCUGUGUAAUGUUCCCAGGGAUCUUGAUAUCUCGAGUGUGAGUCUUUCAGAAUUGGAAAUCUCGAACUGCCACGCUGUGGAUUUUGAAGUAAACUGUAAAAAUCUUGCGAUUUUCGUGUUCCGUUCCGAGUGUUCCUGUGCACAUCAUGAUGAUGAAGCUCUGUUUUUGUGGGAAUGUGGCAACCUGCUGUUUCUUUAUGUUACUGGUGUGGGGUUGAAACAACUUCAUUUGCUUGGAUGUGAACAGAGUAUGGAGAAUCACAUUUACACUCCAAGUCUGGUGUAUUUUUUCUUUAGCGGAGUUGUCGAGGCCAAGAUCCAUUUUAAGCAAUUGCCACCAGGUUUGUUGGAUGCUACAGUCAGAAUCACUAAUCUGUGGUGGUCCUUUGAAUAUUAUUCGUUUCUGAGAGACUUUCUUGGAAGUUUCGAUUGCUGCAGAGAACUGGAGAUAGAGAUUCGUGAUGCUGAGGUAUUAUUCAAUCUCGUCUUCAAUUCGCCUCUUGUUUAAAGGAUAUUUUGCAUUCUUUUUACUGCACAUAGCUGUCUCUCAGUCUUACUUUUCGUUAAUCAUGCAUGUAUGAACUGUAUUCCCUUGAACACCUACAAGGUGCAAUGUCAAAAAGAAGUCAUCAUGUUUGAUAUAUUUGUAUUUCGUACUGCACUUCCCAGUUGUUUUACCUUUCGCAAGGU